GCCGCUCGCAUUUCCUCCCUGCACCUUUAAGAAGCACAUUGCCCGCCGCUGGGAUGGGGUGUGCUAAAGCUGCACAGAGGAAGUUACGCAGCCCGGAUCAGGCACGGGGAUAAAAGCUCCGCUGGGGAUUCAAACGGGACCGCAGCCUCGGCGCUAACUUGAGAAGGGAGCCGGGCAUCGAGCAGGGCUCCGGCUGCCCUCCGGGGGGGCCCCCCCGGCCCCGAAGUUGGCGGCUCCGCCGGGAGCCCCCCCCCGCCGCAGAGCUCCCCCCCGGUGCAGCCUGCUAAUGAACUCUCCCUUUGCCCUGAUCAUGCAAGAGAAACGAGACCUCAGGUAGCAGCAUGACUUGGAGCUGAAGGCUUGGGAACUCGAUGCUCCGUUGCCAAAAGGCACAGUCAGACAAACCUCCGUACGCGUACACCAGCUCCUCACCACAGCUGCAAGGAGCAGAGGGAGAAGCAGCGAGGCCAGCACUGCUCCCACCGCUGCGCUGAGCGCCCAGCAGCCUGCUCAGACCCCUGCAGAUGCCGCCCCCCGACACAGGAACACCGAUGCCAUCACCGUCUGGGAGAAGGGGAGGUUAGCCCCACAGAGCCUCUCCUGUCAGCGCCGUGCUGACGACCAGAUGCUGUAGCUAUCUCACUAAUGUUCAAAAGCCCCAAUAAUUAUUUCAAGCAGACCCCAGGUUAAGGCACUUUACCCAGUGGCGCAUCUGCAGCAGACAAGAAGGUUGAGGAAAACCUGAUCCAGCACCAUCUCCCAGCCUCUCCAAUUUACUGCUAUCAAAUUUCAUCAGCAACUCAGAACUUGAUCUUUCUAUUGAUUGACUGGAGUCACCUCUAGAUAUUUUCAUGCUGAUUUGGAAGCCCUUUCGUACAAUAAAAGCAGAAAAAAUGAGGUUAAGGAAGACUUUUGACCACUGAACAGCAAUUCCAGCCAAAACUUUCCGAAUCAAGUAAUUUGCAAAGUUGGCUUCUGCGCCGAGAGAAACUCUCUGUGCCUGAGCACGGCAUACAAAGUGGGAUCGUUCCUGUCCUCGCCUUGAUCUCCUUGGACUGGAUCAUCUUUAGAUGAGGAGUUUCCAUGCUGAUCCUGAGAGCACCCCCUAGCCCAGUAGCUGCCUUCCUCAGGACUCUUGGCACUGCCCCUGCCCCGGGAUCCCGCACUCGGCCGCAGCUGCCAUGCUGUACCUGCUCGCCCUCCUUCUGCACCGUCUCCCCUUGGCCAUGGGACAGUAUGACAUUUGCAAGUCCUGGGUGACCACAGACGAUGGCCCGUCAUGGGAGUUUUACGCUUGUCAGCCCAAGGCCAUGCGGAUGAAGGAUUAUGUGACAGUGAGAGUGGAUCCGGCAGGAAUCACCUGCGGGGACCCUCCGGAGCGGUUCUGCACCCAUGAGAACCCGUACCUGUGCAGCGACGAGUGCGAUGCCUCCAACCCCGACCUGGCCCACCCGCCCAAGCUCAUGUUCGACAGCGAGGACGAAGGGCUGGCCACGUACUGGCAGAGUGUGACGUGGCGCCGGUACCCGGAGCCACUGCUGGCCAACAUCACGCUGUCCUGGAACAAGAGCAUCGAGCUGACGGACGACAUCGUGAUAACCUUCGAGUACGGCCGGCCCACCAUCAUGAUGCUGGAGAAGUCGCUGGACAACGGGAGGACUUGGCACCCGUACCAGUAUUACGCAGAUGACUGCAUGGAGGCCUUCAGCAUGCCAGCGCGGAGGGUCCGGGACCUCUCCACCACCAGUGCCAACAGGGUCCUCUGCACGGAGGAGUAUUCCCGCUGGGUGGGAUCCAAAAAGGAGAAGACUGUCCGGUUCGAGGUGAGGGACCGCUUUGCCAUCUUUGCUGGCCCCGACCUCAAGAACAUGGACAACUUGUACACCCGGCUGGAGAGCGCCAAAGGGCUCAAGGACUUCUUCACCGUGACUGACCUGAGGAUGAGGCUGCUGAGGCCAGCCCUGGGGGGCACCUACGUGCAGAGGGAGAACCUGUACAAGUACUUCUACGCUGUCUCCAACAUUGAAGUCACUGGCAGGUGUAAAUGCAACCUCCACGCUAACCUGUGCACCUUCAAAGAGGGCAGCCUUCAGUGCGAGUGUGAGCACAACACCACGGGGCAGGACUGCGGCAAGUGCAAGAAGAACUUUCGCUCCAGGUCUUGGCGAGCAGGAUCCUACCUGCCUCUCCCCAACGGGUCCCCCAACGCAUGUGCAGCUGCAGGCUCAGCCUUUGGCACGUUUGAGCGACCGCAGCGGGUUACCACUGCAAAAACGACCACUGCAAAACCCACCACCACCACCACCACCUCAACACCCACCAGCACCACCACCAGCACCACCACCACCAGCACCACCACCACCACCAGCACCCCCCUACCCGCCACCACCACCACCCAGCCAGCAAGCAUCAUCAGACCAGCCUCUGAGCUCGCUGCCUCUGUGCCCGUGAAAGAGAGACAGAAAAAAACAGCUGUUCAGCGCCCAACAAAUGCAGCAGCCCUUGGACCCAAGCUGAAGCCACCAGAGCCUCCCAAGAGCAUUCAAGUGGCCCCGAAGAGCAAAGCAGGGCGCACAGCACACUCUGCAGGCAAGAAGCACAAGAAGAAGCCAGCAUCCUCAAACAUCUCCAAACUCAUCCGGCUCAAACCAGACUCUGGCCCAGUGGCUCCUAUUGAAAAAUAUAAAGACUGCGAGUGCUACGGCCACUCCAACCGCUGCAGCUACAUCGACUUCCUCAACGUGGUGACCUGCGUGAGCUGCAAGCACAACACGCGGGGCCAGCACUGCCAGCACUGCCGCCUGGGCUUCUACCGCAACAGCUCGGCGGAGCUGGACGACGAGAAUGUAUGCAUAGAAUGUAACUGCAACCAGAUCGGCUCCCUGCACGACCGCUGCAACGAGACCGGCUACUGUGAAUGCAAAGAAGGCGCCACGGGGCCCAAGUGCGAUGACUGCCUGCCCAACUACUACUGGAGGCAGGGCUGCUUCCCCAACGUCUGCGACGAGGAGCUCCUGCUCUGCCAGAACGGCGGCACCUGCUACCAGAACCAGCGCUGCAUCUGCCCCGUGGGCUUCAAGGGGGUCCUGUGCCAGCAAUCGCGGUGCGAGGCCGACAAAAAGGACUGCGACGGUGCCCACAGCACGCGCGCCGGCCUCGGCACCGUCCUCCUCGGCGUGCUCGCCCUCCAGCUGCGCGGCUUCGUGGACCUCUGAGGGCUGGGAGGAGGGAGCCCAGCCGAGGCACAUCACCCGAGGGACCCGGGGAGCCCGAGGUAACGGGUGGCUCUCCCCACCGGCUCCUCCGCCUUCCUUCACGCUAGGACUUGCACAACGUCUUUCGGUCCACUUUCCAAGCAGAGAGGUACGCAGAAAACCAGGGGCCGACUCCUGCCCGCGAAACCAUCCCUGCUGUAGCCGGGGUGGCCGCAGCACCGCGCCGGCUGCCGAGCAGCAGCGAGGGGACUGCACCAGUGCACACCAGUGCACACCAGUGCCGUGGCCCCGCAGGGACCCGUGGCCCAUCCUUCCUCCCGCGCAGCGAUGCUCCUUCCCUGCUCUGCACAGGGCAACCAGGGACCACCAGGGCCCUGGUGAAACAGUGCCGCGAUCCAAGGGAUAUUUUUUUUACGAUUAAUUUAUUUACUUUGGUAUAGGCUGGGAUGUUCUUUUUGUUCCUUUUUUUUUUUUAAACCCCUCUCUUAGUGUCCCAUUUUGACAGAGCCUGUCAUGGUACCUCCAGAGCCCCACCACACUACAGGGAGGGAGGGCAGAGGGGGCUCUGGUCCAUCCUCGCUGCAUAGUCUCACAUCCCACUGGCGGCCGGGCCAUCCACGUGCUGUUGCCUACAGCUCCAGUUGCUGCAUUGAUUUUGUAUUUCAUUGACGGGUUUUGUUUUCUUGCACUUAAGGAGAACAUAGGGGGCCAUUAGGCAUAUGGUAUGUGAGGAAUGCAGUGUCUUAUCCACCCAUUUCCGUAUAGUGUACGGUUUAAAUACUUUUUUUUUUUUGGUAGAGACUUAUUUUUCUUUGGAUUAAAUGUUAUAAAAAAAAAAACACAACUUAAAGGGACGUUUUGCCAUGAUGGUGUACUCUCCUACAGUAAAGCAACUAUCAACUGCUGCUUGAUCACCCCGUUUUCCUUUCUGUGUGCACAGUUAAUUACAGGUAAAGACUUUUAUUUUUGGA
Molecule: messenger RNA, 4186 nt
Organism: Anas platyrhynchos (mallard)
Lineage: Eukaryota; Metazoa; Chordata; Aves; Anseriformes; Anatidae
Source: RefSeq, a predicted model, not a curated record